UGAGGGAUAUCUAAAUACAAUCAAUACCCACAUUCGUCAAUUUAUAUUUCUGAAGUCUCUGGUUUAGGAUUUCAUAUGUGAGUGUUUGGAGUGUUUGGCCUUCCUGUUGUAAGUGUGAUGUGUAACUAACAUACAGUAUAUAUAGUACAAAUUAUAGCUGUGAAAAUUGGAAAUUGGAGAUUUGGGAAAUUUCCUAUAUUUAUCCAUAGCUUUUAUACAUCUAUCUAUUUCUUCAUUUACUCCAUCACAAAAAGUUAAAGAAAAGAAAGAAAGAAAAAAUGUCAAUUGCAUCUAAAUUCGACGGGUUAGAAAUCCCCGCUGCGGCGGAUUUUCAUGUUCAUCUUAGAGAUGGGAAGAUGAUGGAGACGGUUGUUCCGACGAUUAGGUUGGGGGGUGUGGAUACUGUAGGUGAUUUUUUGGGGGAAUUCUUUUCUACCUCUAUUUCACGUUUUUUAUUUGCGUAAGGGAGGGUGGUUGGUUUGUGGGGAUGAGGUGGGAGGUGGGAUGUGUGAUGUGGUGUGGUGUGGUGUGGUGUGGUAGUCUUUGGGUGCUCGAGAGAGAAUUCUUGAGAUAUUUGAAUUGUUUCUGGAGGGCUUGGUUCUUUCAGGGACUUGGUUUCUCCAGAGACUCACCUGCUAGUGCAUCUGAAGAGCUGAAUUCAUACAUAUCAGAAAUUUGUCUAAAAAGAAGUCCACUCGGACAUACUGCCAUAGAAAAGUUUGGAAAAAUGGAAUAUCCAUUCAAGAUGUGUUGAACCUGCUUGAAUGGACAAUUCGUUGGAAGCCAAAAGUCUUCCCCAAUCACUCAGAUCCAUUUAGACACUGCAAGCUCCCGUCUGGACCAUUUCGCUUCUUUUAAUCUUGCUAAUCUGUCAACAAAAACCAGGUCUACGUAAUGCCUAACCUCGUCCCACCCGUCACCACUGUAUCAGCAGCUCUAGCUUACAAAGAGCGUCUCCUUGCCAUCGAACCUAAAGUCAAUUAUCUCAUGACUCUUUACCUACACGAAAGCAUCACACCCGAAACGGUUCGAGAGGCUAAAAAGGCAGGAAUUGUUGGAAUUAAAAGUUACCCUGCCGGUAUGUCACCUUUUACUCAUUCGCGUGCAAAUAAGUCAAGAGAAGAAGAGCCAAGAGAAAAAACUAACCCGAACUCAGGCGUAACAACCAACUCCUCCUCCGGCGUCCUCUCCUACGAACCGUUUUAUCCCGUCUUCGCAGCCAUGCAAGAAGAAGGAUUAAUCCUCAAUCUCCACGGCGAAUGUCCCUCUGACCACAAAAAAGACAUCACGAUUCUCAACGCCGAAGCCUCCUUCCUUCCCACUCUCAAAUCACUCCAUUCCAAAUUCCCCACCCUUAAAAUCGUCCUCGAACACUGCACCACAGCAGCCGCCAUCCAAACAGUCAAAGAAUGCGGUCCCAACGUCGUCGGAACAAUAACUGCGCAUCAUCUCUUCCUAACCAUCGACCAAUGGGCCGACGACGCAUUUCAUUUCUGCAAACCCGUUGCCAAAUUACCCAGUGAUCGAUCUGCGCUUCUCCUCGCUGCAACUUCGUCUUCUGAUAAAUUCUUCCUAGGGACGGAUAGUGCGCCCCAUGAUAUAGGUGCCAAGAAGGGAGGAAGUGGUAAGACGGCCGCAGGUGUGUUUACGCAGGCGCAUGCUGUGGGUCAUGUACUCACGGCGUGGGAAAUGGGCGUUGAGAUGGAGGUUUUGAGGAGUGAGGAUAUUACGGUUGAGAUUCUAGAGGGGUUCUUAGGGAAGAGGGGAAAGAGGUUUUAUGGGAUUGAGGAGCAGAGGGUGGGAGAAGGUGAGGGCGAGAAGAUUAUUUUGAGGAAGGGGGAGGAGGUUGUGAGGGCGAGUUUUAAAGGGGAGGGUGUGGAGGUUGUUCCGUUUUGGAGGGGUCAGAAAAUUUGGAGUGUGUUGUGGAAAUAGAUCAGUAGGAUGUUGAAUUGAGAGGGGAGUUGUGAAAGUUUAUUUCGUGUUGAGAUGAAAGAGAAGAGGAAGAAAUUCAUUUUUAAAUACCUAUCAAUACUUCUUAAGAAUUCUUUUCAUAAUACUCGCUUAAUCUUCUCAUCUGUAGUUGUGGUAUUGUUAUAUAAAUAUCUGGUAUGUAAUAUAUCUACUGUCGAUUUCUGUUAGAGA
Sclerotinia trifoliorum is the source of this 2142-nucleotide messenger RNA. The record is from the annotation of a GenBank genome assembly. Lineage: Eukaryota; Fungi; Ascomycota; Leotiomycetes; Helotiales; Sclerotiniaceae.